GGCGGAGUGUAUAAAUAAAACAGGAUGUGACAUCCGCAGCAAUAUUGGCCCAAAUUCGCGAAGGCACUGUUGUUAAAUAUGAGCACGUCGGUGGUUGUAUCGAUGUCAGAAUUAUGCGGGCUUGCCCUGGUAUUACUACCUGUUCUUUCUGGAAUGCUCGCCUCUCUAAAAAUCAGCAAUCCAGGGCCUGCUCCGACAUCUCCGAAGGUGCCGACUCAUGAUGCUACUGGCGUGCAGAGGUACGACGAUAAUUUAUCAGAGAUUCUAAGUUGUUUCGGGACGACUUUUCUAUCGUGCUGGGAUUUCUUUACACUUCCUGAUCCUACGUCGGGAUUUGUCCAGUAUCUGCCUUACGACCAGGCUGUCGCAGCUGGUAUCUAUCAGCAGGAUGGCGCAAAGGGAAAAGGUAUCUACAUGGGCGCGGGCACUGGGAAGAGCAUGCCGGUGCAGUCGAUUCGUUUGGAGUCCAAGCUCACGUUCACCACGGGCCUGUUCUUGAUCGACAUCGAGCACAUGCCGACGGGGCCUGGUGUUUGGCCUGCGUGGUGGAGCUACGGGCCGAACUGGCCGAGCAGCGGUGAGAUCGACACCCUGGAGACAGUCAGCGGCAGCAACACCUACACGACUCUGCACACCUCCGCCGGGUGCCGUGUGGCUGCCCCCGGCAUCUCCAGCGGCGGAGACUGCAACGCGGGCAACGGAGGCACAGGCUGUGGCGUCACCGGCGGAGCCAAUGGGCCAGGGGUGGUGCCCAGCGAUGCAGGUGGCGAACAGUUCAACAAGGCUGGCGGUGGUGUCUACGCCACGCUCUGGUCCCAGGACGCUAUCCAGGUGUGGAUGUGGAACAGGGCCGACAUUCCCGAGGAUGUCAGGCUCGGCAAGCCCAGGGUUUCCACCUGGCCGGCGCCCUACGUGUCGUUCCGCAUUGGUCCAGGCACCAUUCGGAGAACACUUCGCCAACCAUAAGCUCGUGAUCAAUCAGGACUUCUGUGGCGCGUGGGCCGGGGUGAAGUUUGCGAGAGCGGGCGUCCACCCGCCUGGUCCCCAGGGCUGUUCGGACUAUGUCUCCGACGCCGGCAGCGACCUGUCGGAGGCGUACUGGCUGAUCAACUACGUAAAGGCUUUCAAUUCAGCCGACAGCGCGCUCUUGCCGUGGAGUGAUUGACGUCUGCAGUCUCUGGGCAUCAUCCUUUUCCCCGCCGUGCGCGCGUGCGGUUCCCCUGUGCCAGCUUCGGGGCUCGGACGUGUCGGACUCCAGAUUCUUAGGUGCUGCCUCUCACAGAACGGGCGCACUUGGCUUUCAUCGAUUUUGCUAUGCGGGAGACGGGCUUAACAAAUCACAGACAGUGGCUUGGAAUUGAACUUACCCGCUGCAGUUCCUGGCGGAGAACCGUGGGCAACGCCUUGGGGCCGAUGUCAGCGGUAAUCAAGGAUUGUAGGACUUGUACGCAUGUGUAUGAUGAUAAUGGCGAGUGUGGAGAUGAUUACAGCGAGCAAGGGGGUUGGAAGAGGAAGCUCCCCAAACCACCUGCGCCCAGACGGCCGGUGGGAUUUUUACCUGUGCGCCCCGGGGCCCCUUCGCAAAGCGUGCCGCCCGCCCGCGGCUCUUCAGGUGCGGCGGCGCGCGCGCCCGCGGGCGAAGGAGGCC
Messenger RNA from Prorocentrum cordatum, 1648 nucleotides. NCBI's taxonomy places the organism in Eukaryota, Dinophyceae, Prorocentrales, Prorocentraceae. The record is from the annotation of a GenBank genome assembly.